GUGACAGUCCAGCGCGCCAAAACUCUCAAGCGACAACAAAAGCAGCUCGACAACGGCAGGCUUGUUAAACAACGCUGUUCAAAGCUUAACGAAACAGCGCCAGAAUGGGUUUGCUCGACCGGUGUCAGGAGCUGUUCAGAACGGCGAAUCUGUACGAGGUGCUGGGCAUCAACAAUGAGGCGACUGAAGCAGAGAUUCGCCGGGGCUACUACAAAGCGUCGCUAAAGGUCCACCCGGACCGGGCCCCCGACGACCCACUGGCCACUGAGAAGUUUCAGGUGUUGAGUAAAUUGUAUGCAAUUCUGAUUGACAAAGAACAACGGGCCAUCUAUGACGAGCAAGGUGUGGUUGACGAAGAGUCUGACAUUUUGAGUAAGGACAGCUGCUGGGAGGACUACUGGAGGCAGCUCUUUCCAAAGAUUACAGUGCAGGACAUCCUUGAAUUCGAGAAGAAAUACAAAGGAUCCGAUGAAGAACGGAAGGACUUACUGCAACUGUACACACAGCAUCAAGGAGACAUGGAUACCAUUCUGACCUCACUGCUGUGCGGCUCACAGGAUGAUGAGCCCAGGCUGGGAGACAUCAUUAGGACCGCCAUCAAGGAUGGGGAAGUGGAAGAAUUCCCCGCCUUCACGCAGGAGAGCGAUAAGAAAAAAAGAGCUCGCAGGAAGAGGGCGGACAGAGAGCGAAAAGAAGCAGAAGAGAUGCAGAAAGAAAUGGGACUCAACGAGGAUGACGACAGCCUCACGAUGAUGAUUAAGCAAAAACAUGCCUCCAGGGAGAAGAACUUCAAUAGCUUCCUGUCCGACUUGGAGGCCAAGUACUGCAAAAAAGGUGGAAAAUCGUCAAAGAGAGGAAAGAAGUAG
This is a messenger RNA of Nerophis lumbriciformis (worm pipefish), 866 nucleotides long. The record is from RefSeq and is a predicted model, not a curated record. Lineage: Eukaryota; Metazoa; Chordata; Actinopteri; Syngnathiformes; Syngnathidae.